CGUGUGUACGGGCGGCCUGACACGUGACCCAGCCGCCCAGUGAGGGCUCUGGGUGUAGACCGGGUCCUGCUCUCAGUGCGCCGUGUGGCCGGCGGGGGGUACUGCGCUGUACUGCUGGCUCUCCCUCCUCACCCAUGGACUGACUCCGGACUGACUCCGAGAGCCGCUCAGCAUGACACAACAACCCAACGGGAGCGCUCACACCGGCAGGAGCCGGGACAAGGGCAAGAAGGAGGUGAAGAUAGUAAUUGUUGGAGAUGGUGGCUGCGGCAAGACCUCGCUUUUAAUGGUAUAUGCUAAGGGAGCCUUCCCCGAGCGUUAUGCACCUUCGGUGUUUGAAAAGUAUAUGACCACCAUCACAAUUGGAAACAAGGAUGUUGACUUACAUUUGUAUGAUACAGCAGGACAGGAAGAUUAUGAUCGUUUACGCCCACUUUCCUAUCAAGACGUGAAUCUGGUUUUAAUUUGCUACGAUGUUACAAGCCCCACCAGUUUUGACAAUGUUUUAAUAAAGUGGUAUCCAGAAGUGAAUCACUUCUGCCGAGGAGUUCCCAUAAUCCUUAUUGGCUGCAAGACAGAUCUGCGUAAGGACAAGGAACGGCUGCGUAAGCUGAAAACAUCUCAGCAGGAACCAAUUACAUAUAAUCAGGGUGAAGCAAUCUGUAAAAAUAUCCAGGCUGUGGAGUACCUUGAAUGCUCUGCCAAGUUUCAGGAGAAUGUAGAUAAUGUAUUUAGAGAAGCCACUUUAAUUGCACUGAACAGUAUGAAAAAGGAAGAGAAACUAAAGAGGAGACAGAAGAAAUGUCUUCUUCUCUGAAGAUGUCCAUGUUGAUUGCUUGAUUUCUCUCCACACUGGCACAAACUUGGAUAUCUUAAUAUUUUAUAUUUAACUAUCUGGACUGUUUUACUGUAAAUAUUUUUUUAUUAUUAUUGUAAGAAAUUAGGAACAUUCUUGUUUUAUCUUGUAUAUUAAGUCAGAAUAAUGUAUUCAAUCCGAAAAGGGAAUAUGGUUUGUCAAGGACAUUCCAAAUCUGGUACACAGUCCACAUCAUAUGAAGAUAGAAUCGCUUUUGUGUGGACUGUGUGUGGGGUUUGUU
Pelobates fuscus (common spadefoot toad) is the source of this 1097-nucleotide messenger RNA. It is a transcript of the gene RHOF, whose product is annotated as ras homolog family member F, filopodia associated. Gene Ontology annotation, molecular function: GTPase activity; GTP binding; protein kinase binding. The record is from RefSeq and is a predicted model, not a curated record. Lineage: Eukaryota; Metazoa; Chordata; Amphibia; Anura; Pelobatidae. Gene Ontology annotation, biological process: small GTPase-mediated signal transduction. Bases 173 to 817 code for a protein of 214 amino acids. The transcript has 5 exons. Gene Ontology annotation, cellular component: cytosol.